Exophiala dermatitidis NIH/UT8656 is the source of this 2176-nucleotide messenger RNA. RefSeq names its product ADA HAT complex component 1. The record is from RefSeq and is a predicted model, not a curated record. The transcript has 2 exons. Bases 131 to 1099 code for a protein of 322 amino acids. Lineage: Eukaryota; Fungi; Ascomycota; Eurotiomycetes; Chaetothyriales; Herpotrichiellaceae.
CUCCCGUCACGUGCGACGACCCGACUUCUCAGCUUCAAAGAGUCCGACCGCGACCUCAUGUAUGGCGGUAAUCCUCCUUCACAACUGGAAGACAUCAAAUUCCUAGACACUUACUAUCAUGAUAUCCUGAAUGCUUGCCUACCAUAACAAUCGAUCUUGGAAGAAUGUAAGGAUGGUCCUCUCACCUCCGUCGACACUUUCGAAUGAUGCUAUACGGGAAGCCCUAGGUCUAUAUCCUUCUCUGGUAGAGAAGGUGUAUAGGAGCAAGCUGAAAGACCCGAAAAAGAUUUCCGACGCUAUUGAACGUGACAGAUGGCGCUAUGAAGGACUUCCUGGUGCUAUCGCUCUUCUGAAGUCGGAAACUAAACACGAAGACGAUGUUGGUAGCUCGUCUGCCGACGUAGCAGAGGGUGCAUUGACGAAGGAGGCUCUUGAGAGGUUGGUGCAAUGGAAGAUAACUCACGGCCACUCGCGCCCUUUCCUGCCAGCCUUGGUGAGGAAGAAUGACCCCGCUUCAGUCCAGACGCAGACCAAGCUCGCAUGGGCGAAACUCUCGACGUCGGAGGACGGUAAAGAGCCUCCAACUUCAACAGUAUCUGCCGCCCUCGACUUGGUCUGUAAACUCACUGGCAUUGGUCCCGCAACCGGAACCUUGAUCUUGAAUGUGUAUGAGCCAGUUCACAUCCCGUUCUUUCAGGACGAGAUGUUCAUGUGGUUCUUCCCGGCAACGAAGAGCGAGAAACUCAAGUAUACUCAAAAGGAAUACAUGCAGUUGCUGGGAGCAGUUGGACCAGUGUUGAAGAAAUUGGGCAUCAAGGCAGUUGAGCUGGAGAAGGUGUCGUACGUCCUCGCACACUUGGAUGUGCUAGAACCUUCCCAACGAAACGCUCUGGAGGCUGCCCUCAAGAGCCCCGACCAGGCAUCAGGCAGUGAGGCAUCUGAGCAAGAGAAAGGUCAAGAGGACGAUGGUAGCAGCGACAGGAAACCGGGUAACCAACUAGGCACGAAGAAAGAAUCGAAGCGAGACGCAUCCGAGGCCGACAUUGCCGACAACAAACAGGAGCAGCCUCCGAAGCGGCGGUCACGGCGGAACAAGUGAAGCAGCAGCGUGCAGUCUGGUAAAGAUAUUAUGGAUUAAGUGCCCUUGUUAAUCAUUCCUUUUUCUCUUCGCUCCCAGCAGUAACAGAAGCGGAAGCUACCGGCCUUCUCCGAACCAAACGCGAUGCUGAAAUGCUGUCCCACGCUGCAAUCGAAUACCCAAAACGGAUGUGUCCUUUUUCCAUUUCUUUUUUACAAAACCAAUCCCAACCCAGCCACUGCCAGAGCCACAACACCACCAGCCAUCUCCAGGCUCGCGGCGGCAUUGUCGGAUUUGCUCGAGGCGGUGGCAGAUGCGGACGCAGAGGCAGCGGAUCCAGUUUCACUGGCAAAGCCGGUGUGGAAUCCAGUAAUUGAAGAGCCGGUCGUGGUGGCGGCGGUCGAACCAGCGGUCGUGGCGGGAGCCGUGCCCAAGGUAGUGGUGCUGCCAUAUACAGAUGCAUCCUGGCAGUAUUGGUCUCGCUGUUGCUGAACGGUUCCGACACUGGGGUCGCUCGGGCAGUUGGCAUAGCAGGUCAACAUGUUUACGUAUUGCGUGCAGAGGCAGGAGUAGUCGGUCUGGCCGCAGGAGUUGAUCUGGCCUUGGAUGGAGGAUUUGCAAGCAUCAAGAGUGCUGUGUCAAGUUAUGUUAGCUAUGCAAAACCUCUCACUUUGCUCUCGGUGGUGCGGGGGGGAUAGGUCUUACAGUUGACCAGGGCAGGAAGAGCUCGAUGUAGAUUGAGCUGCGGCGAUGGUGGCAAUAGAUGCCAGGAUCAAGGUGGUCAACUGCAUGGUGGCUUUUUUGAGGAUAUAUUAUGUCGAAUUGUGAGAAAGAGAUAUAUUGUCGAAGGAGUCUUUUCAAACGAGGGUUCCGAAUUAUGAUGAGGGAAAAAACCAAAGAGAGAACACAGCAGGCCCGGAGGAGAAAUGAAACACGAGACACUCAGCUAAAGUAAACACUGUACACAGGAGAGUUGUUGUAACACAAAGAAAAAAAGGACGGACACUGCAGCAAGGGGGGCGGAAGGGAGAAGAAGAUAUAUGUGAACUUGAACUACGACCAAAGUAGCAUUUGCACACUCUCAUGACCACGGUUGCC